This is a messenger RNA of Dichomitus squalens LYAD-421 SS1, 1893 nucleotides long. RefSeq names its product actin-like ATPase domain-containing protein. Gene Ontology annotation, molecular function: ATP-dependent protein folding chaperone; ATP binding. The record is from RefSeq and is a predicted model, not a curated record. NCBI's taxonomy places the organism in Eukaryota, Fungi, Basidiomycota, Agaricomycetes, Polyporales, Polyporaceae. Gene Ontology annotation, cellular component: cytosol; nucleus. Gene Ontology annotation, biological process: protein folding. The transcript is spliced from 4 exons. The coding region runs from base 1 to 1893 and encodes 630 amino acids.
AUGGCCCAGCCAAACGGAACUGCAGAGGCACCCAUAGAGGUCUCCUCCCUCCCAACUGUCGUUGGAAUCAACUUUGGCAACUCUUACGCUUCGAUCGCUGAGGGUUCUGCGGACUGCAUCGCGAACGAGGAUGGGGAGCGUCAGAUAGCAUGUGCUAUCUCGUUCCACGGCGAGGAACUAUACAUCGGGAACCAAGCCAAGCACCAGCUUGUGAAGAACUCCCAAAACACCAUUACCGGCUUCCGCAAUCUCCUUGGAAAGAAGUUUUCCGAGAUCCCUGCCAACACCCUCUCCGUAUCUGCCCCCGUGAUUCAGCACCCCGAGGUCGCCGAUGAGCCCGCCUACAAGGUCAAGGUUCUCCAGGCUUCUCCCUCUCCCCUCCCUAGGACUGCAACGAACACACCCGCCGCCUCGGCCGCCGUGACCCCCCGAUCCGAGCCCGUGCAGGUCGAGCGCGUCCUCACGGUGUCCGAAGUGACAACCAUCUUCCUCCAGUCGCUCAUCAAGUCUGCAGAGGACUUCCUUGGCAAGAAGGUUCAGGGCGCGGUCAUCUCCGUCCCCAGUUGGUUUGAGCCAGUGCAAAAGGAUGCGCUCGAGAAGGCCGCCAGCGACGCAGGCAUCACCGUCCUGCAGCUACUCGAGGAAGCGGGCGCUGCAGCGGUCACGACGACCAGUGGGCCCCAACCCGAAGGCCUCAGUGCGGACCGCACGCAGCUCCUCGUCGACCUCGGUGCGUCCGCGCUCUCCCUCUCGCUACUCUCGAUCCGCCAUGGCCUCGUGCACUCGCUCGCGACGCUCUCCGAUCACUCCGUUGGCGGCGACGCACUAGACGACAAGCUCAUCAAGCACUUCGCGAAAGAGUUCACUAAGAAAACGAAAGUGCCGCUCACGGUUUGCCCAGCGACGGACACCCAGGACAAGCGCGCGGAGGCGAAGCUCCGCCUCGCGCUCGAGCAUACGAAGCGCACCAUCUCCGCGUCCCCUGGCGCUGCGACGUGUUCCGUGGAAUCGCUCAAGGAUGGCAUCGAUUUCACUGGCACGAUCACACGUCUCCGGUUUGACAUGGAGGUGCGCGCCAUCUACGACCGCGUGUACGAGAAGGUGAAGGAGCUCGUCUCUGCCGCCGGGCUGGACCUCUACGACGUCGACGAGAUCGUGUACGUCGGGGGCUCUGCGAGCCUUCCGGGGCUUGACGAGACGCUCUCGCAGGGCUUCCCAGAAACCAUUGUCACCCCGUUCACGCAGGGCACUGUCGUUGGCGGUGGCACAGGUGACCCGACGACCAUCCUCUCGCGCGGUUGCGCGCUCCAAGCAAGGAUCCUUGCGCAGCUCGCGGAGGGCACCGAGGAGGAGCGCGAGGUCAAGGCGUCCUUCACGCAUGGCCACCAGUACACGCAAGCGAAGGUCACGUCCAAGACCGUUGGCUUCCUCUUCCCCGAGGAGAACGCGGAAAGCGCUCUGGGCGGCCAGUGGAUCCCCGCUGUCAUCAAGGAGACCCCUGUGCCCGCGCGCCGUAUCAUCGCGUUUGACGUCGACCUGGGCGAGGGUGAGGGUGAGAAGAGGGUCGGGUUCGAGGUGUGGGAGGCACACGAGGGCGUAAAGAUCGAGAAGGUGAAGCUCCCCAAGCUCGAAGACGAGGAGCCGGUAGAGGGCGAGGAGGAAGAGGAGGAAGAGGAAGAGGAGGUCAAGGAGAAGACGGUAGAGAAGGAAAACCUCCUUGCGUCCCUCUCGUUUGUCGCGAAACAGGCGACGAAAAAGAAGGGUGCGCGCUGGACUACGCGGUUAGAAGUAACGACAAUCGUCGACGAGAACGGCGCGCUGGAGAUCAGUGCCGCCGAGAUCGGCGCGUCGGGUAAGGGUGAAAAGACCACUGUAACGGUCGCUGCCGCAUGA